UAACACAGUACAAAGCAGGGAAAGCCUCACUGUACGCACAAGGUAAAAGACGUAACGACCGGAAACAGAGUGGUUAUGGUGGUCAGUCUAAGCCUGGGUUCAGAAAGAAGGCCAAGACCACUAGAAAGAUUGUGCUGCGUAUGGAAUGUACAGAAUGCAAAUACAGAAAACAGCUUCCGAUCAAAAAGGGCCAGAUAUUCAUGUUCUAG
This is a messenger RNA of Candidula unifasciata, 209 nucleotides long. Lineage: Eukaryota; Metazoa; Mollusca; Gastropoda; Stylommatophora; Geomitridae. The record is from the annotation of a GenBank genome assembly.